Molecule: messenger RNA, 1188 nt
Organism: Pseudozyma hubeiensis SY62
Lineage: Eukaryota; Fungi; Basidiomycota; Ustilaginomycetes; Ustilaginales; Ustilaginaceae
Exons: 1
Coding region: 1-1188 (395 amino acids)
Biological process (GO): transcription-dependent tethering of RNA polymerase II gene DNA at nuclear periphery; RNA export from nucleus
Cellular component (GO): nuclear pore
Molecular function (GO): ubiquitin binding; RNA binding
Source: RefSeq, a predicted model, not a curated record
AUGGCAUUCUUCUCGUCAGCAUCUACACCCAGCACCUUUGGCGCACGUCCUGCAGCGACACCGGGUCAGAUCAACACUUCCGCAGCGACAAAGACCAGCGGAGACCAGGACCAGGAAGUGACACCCGGCGCUACAGACACAGUCAGCUGUCUCGCCUUCUCCCCUACCGCUGAUUUCCUCGCUGUCGGAAGCUGGGACAACAACGUCCGCAUCUAUCAGAUCAAUAAGACUUCGCCUACACCCGUCCAGCCAUGGCAGCAGUACUCGCAUGAGGCGCCCAUCCUCGAUCUGUGUUGGAGCACCGACGGCGCAAAGGUCUUCUCCGUGGGAGCCGACAAGGUGUGUCGCAUGUUUGACAUGAACACCAACCAGCCCACCGUGGUAGCGCAGCACGCCGAUACCAUUCGAAGCGUUCGCUGGCUCAAUGUGGCAGGUGGUGUGCUGCUGACCGCGGGCUGGGACAAGCAGCUCAAGAUCUGGAAGAUCGAUAAUCCGGCAUCGCCUCAGGCAGUACACUCGUUGACGCUGCCCGAAAAGUGCUACGCGAUGGACAACGUGCAGAAUGUGGUGGUGGUAGCCAUGGCCGAGCGUAUGGUGCUUGGCUUCCGAUUGGAGGAGACGGGAUCCAUCACACCCCUCAUCGAACAGCAAAGUCCUCUCAAGUACCAGACUCGCUCCAUGGCCGUCCUACCCGACGGCGACGGAUACGCUCUCGGCGGAGUCGAGGGCCGAGUUGGAGUACAAUACUUCCACGACCCGCAGGACAAGGACGGCAAAGUCAAGAAGUUCGCCUUCAAGUGUCACCGACGUGCCAACGCCGACCACCCAGAAGUACCGCGCAAUGAGUCGCACCUCUACCCUGUCAACUGCAUCGCCUUCAACGUCCACGGAACGUUUGCGACAGGUGGUGCGGACGGAAGCAUCAAUUUCUGGUGCAAGCAAUCGAGGACCAGAUUGAAAACCAUGGAGACAAAGGGCCCCGCCAACGCGCCAAAAGAGCUGUUGAAGACCAACCCUGCCAAACAGCCCAUCACAGCCAUCGGAUUCAACAGGGAUGCGAGCAUCUUGGCGUACGCCGUCGGAUACGACUGGCACAAAGGCUAUGCAGGCGCAGGGGCGGUGGAGCCGAAAGUGUACAUUCAACCGGUCAACUAUGAAGACGUGAAAAAGAGGCCGCCCAAGGCGUAG